AUGCGUGUCUAUCUGUUGAUCCUCCUUAGCUUCGGAUUUAUACACUUGAUUUUAGCUAAAGUGGAUUCAAAUCACACAGAGCUAAAUCAUGUAUUGGACCGGGUUUUUUCGCGUCGAAAGCGCUUUGUAUUAUUUCCACCUGGCUCAAAUUUGAAGUUUACCGGCCAGCUGAGCAAAGGCCUAAUUUCGGCUUAUCCCAAGGGAAUUUCCAUGAACAUCGAGCAGGCCUGCUAUUAUCCUGUGCCCACGAAACGCGAGGAUGUCUACCCAAAACGAUAUCGUCAGAGAACUACCACCACGGAGAAACCAAAGACUACCACGGAACCCACAUACGUUUGGAUACCGGGAACGAACUGGAGGUUUAAGGCCACGCCACUAAAGAAACCCAAGCCUAAGUACCCAAAUCAACGCAUUGAUGUGAGACCCCCAAAGCCAUCAUAUGUAAAUCCUGCCAAGUGGGCACAGUGGUCGAAAUACGGAAAUCGAUACGAAAACUGGCCGCCAGCGAAUCACAACUACGAAAAGUACAGCCAACCUGAAAGAUGGAGCAAGUGGACCACGCAGUCGCCCAAGUGGUCAAAACGUUGGUACAGAUCGGCGGAUGGGGAGUACUAUGAUCCCGAGGUGGAACCGUACGAGGAUGUGAGAUCGCAGCCAUUGGACGACCCUUACGAUCCCGACAUGGCACCCCACGAAACAGCUCACUAUCCAGAUCUGGCGCAUAUCAAGGACUGGCGCCAUUACAAUGGACAUCGGGAUCGAAGGCAGUUGUUCGAGCACUUCGAUGGGUUCAGUAAGCUACUGGGAAUCGAUGCUAAAGCUUGUGUUCUGAGAGCUAUUUGUGAUAGUAAGCGCCUACUUUUGCCUCGUGGAUAUUCGAUGAUUCAGGAUAUUGUGCGACUGAUCUUCACUUUACCCACCGCAUCCGGCGUGGAGGAUGAAUAUUCCCGGAUCAUGCACAUGGAUGCGGACGAUUGCGACCGUCAGUUUCGGGACUCGUGUAAACUAAAUAUUUUGGCCUGGCUAAUGGGCGGCAAGUGGGACUGA
Messenger RNA from Drosophila elegans, 1047 nucleotides. RefSeq lists its product as uncharacterized. The record is from RefSeq and is a predicted model, not a curated record. The transcript is spliced from 3 exons. The coding region runs from base 1 to 1047 and encodes 348 amino acids. NCBI's taxonomy places the organism in Eukaryota, Metazoa, Arthropoda, Insecta, Diptera, Drosophilidae.